Molecule: messenger RNA, 305 nt
Organism: Durusdinium trenchii
Lineage: Eukaryota; Dinophyceae; Suessiales; Symbiodiniaceae
Source: the annotation of a GenBank genome assembly
GGCUCAAAGGUUUUGCUCAGAACAACCCUGUCUGAGUCCUCCCACAAGCCACAAGCUGUCAUGGUUCGAGUGUGGGCAUUCUUGGCCUUAGUGGCAGCAGGCAGCAGCUUGGUCGGUGCCGAAGAGGCAGAGGCUGAGGCUGAGAAGGUGGUCGAUGGCUUCAGUGACAAUGACAGGGCCAAGAUGGCUGAGUCAUCAGAGAAGCAUGAGUUUCAGGCUGAGGUGAACCGUUUGAUGGAUAUCAUCAUCAACUCGUUGUACACAGACAAGCAGGUCUUUUUGCGUGAGUUGAUCUCCAAUGCAGC